Penicillium maclennaniae is the source of this 1650-nucleotide messenger RNA. RefSeq names its product putative lysophospholipase. Bases 1 to 1650 code for a protein of 549 amino acids. Gene Ontology annotation, molecular function: asparaginase activity; protein binding. The record is from RefSeq and is a predicted model, not a curated record. Lineage: Eukaryota; Fungi; Ascomycota; Eurotiomycetes; Eurotiales; Aspergillaceae. The transcript is spliced from 3 exons.
AUGGGCGCGGAAGAGGUGUCGAUUCCCGUCAUGGGUGCGAAGCUGGAGGAGAAUGUCCUAGAAUCCAGGGUACUGAUCAUCAUGACUGGAGGGACGAUUUGCAUGCAGCCGUCUCCGGCCGGGUUCGUGCCUGCCCGGGGAUUCCAGGACAAGUGCAUGGCACGAGUGCCGUGCUUCAAUGAUGGCUCGCCGUCGUUCCACAUGGACGUGGUGACCAAUGCCGCAGGAGAUGUCAAGGGUCAUCCUAGUCUGCGCACGCCAAUCACCGCCUAUGGAAAGCAGGUGCGGUAUACCGUCUUCGAGUUUGAAGAGCUCCUGGAUAGCAGCUCCAUCGAUGCCAAGGGCUGGACGCAGAUUGCGGAGACCAUUUUCCAGAACUACACUUUGUAUGAUGGCUUCGUGGUGCUUCACGGCACCGACAGUCUGGCGUACUCCUGCUCAGCCCUGAGUUUCAUGCUCCAGAACCUCGGCAAGCCCGUCGUGCUCACAGGGUCUCAGGCACCUAUGCUCGAGCUCCAAAAUGACGCAACUGACAAUCUGCUGGGAUCGCUCGUGGUGGCGGGUCACUUCAUGAUCCCGGAAGUGUGCCUAUACUUCAACAACAAGCUGUUUCGUGGCAAUCGGUCCACCAAGGUGGCGGCGAGCGACUUUGCCGCCUUUGAUGCCCCGAAUUGUCCCCCUCUGGCAAUCACGACUUCGAUGCGCACGAAUGUCAACUGGGAUAUGGUGCAUAGGCCCACCAGCUUGGAGCACUUCCGGAUCCAAACAAAUCUUGACACGACCCAUGUCGCGUGCCUUCGUAUCUUCCCGGGCAUCAAGCCCGAGAUGGUGGAUGCGGUUCUGAAACUGGACGGUCUCCGCGGCCUCAUUUUGGAGACCUUUGGAGCUGGAAACGCUCCGUCUGGCCCAGAUAACGCGAUGAUCAACGUCCUGGCCAAUGCCAUUAAGCGUGGUAUUGUCAUUGUCAAUGUAACUCAAUGUCUGACCGGCAGUGUCAGUCCAGUCUGUGCCACCGGCAUGAGUCUGUCCCGUGCUGGCGUUGUUGCUGGCCUCGACAUGACUACCGAGGGUGCUCUCACGAAGCUGGCUUAUUUACUCGCACUCCCUGGUGCUACCCCAGACACCGUGUCCAGGGAAAUGUCCGUCUCCCUGCGCGGAGAGCUUACCGAGUCUUCUCUUCCGAUGUUCCGACAUCCGGACGGAGCUCUUCCCGGUCGUGUACAGACCCUCACGGCGAUGGGUUACGCCAUCGCGCAUGGAGAUCUCGAACGGGUCCAAACCAUCAUGAAGACAGAACAUCACUGGCUGCUGAAUGACGCCGACUAUUCGGGGAACACUCCAAUUCACUUGGCAGCCACCUCCCCGGCGAUCGCAAUCCUCCACUACCUGCUCUCCCAGGGUGGUUCCGUGCAUCUUCGUAAUCGCAACGGCCGUACCCCGCUGUUCCUCGCGGCUAAUGCCGGGCUCUCCGAGCACGUGCGCCUUCUACGCAAGUCGGGUGCUCACCUGCAUUCGGACGAGCGACCGGCAGCAGAAUUACUGGCUCGUCGACGGCCCCGGGUCUGGGAGUUGGCGGGCAUUGACCCCGGCGUAAAUACUCCGGAGCUCGAAGAUGAGCGGGGACGGACGUUGGCCGGGUCUGCACCAUGA